Prorocentrum cordatum is the source of this 1932-nucleotide messenger RNA. The record is from the annotation of a GenBank genome assembly. Lineage: Eukaryota; Dinophyceae; Prorocentrales; Prorocentraceae.
AUGAAGGUUGUCCGUGGCGGCGCGCUCCCAGCAGGGCUGUAUGGUACAUGUGUCAGAGGCAUGGCGGAUAGUCGAAUCAAGGGUAGAACGUUGGAGUUCAUGCUUUCCAGUAACCCUGCCUCAGACCCAGAGUACCAGGCCAAUCGUUUGCCGCUUAUUGCCUGGAGCCGCGCAGCUCGUGAAGGAUGGGCUGCGACGGAGACGAUGCGUGCAUGCUUUUCGGCGGCGCAGACGGCCCCGUCUUUCGCCUGGCAGGGCGUUCGAGGGCCAGCUGGGGCAGUAGUGCUUGCCCUGAAGCGGCUCGGUUGGGAGCCCCUGGUCUCGUUGGUCUCGGAGUUCAGGCACCGCGCUGGGGCUCAGGGCGAUGUGAAAGCCAGGCUGUUGUCGGGGCUUGUUGCUGGAGGCUACCCGGCCCAGUGCACUUUGUAUCUGGACAGGUGUCUGAUGCGUUCGCCCGAGGCGGGCUGGCCACUCGCCGUCCAGACGCCAGCCGUCCAGCGGGACAAGUACCCGCAAAAUGGAGUGCUUCAGAAGCGUAUGUGCAUAGACGGCUCGGCGAUCGAGCCCGAGCUGCCGUUCACUCGGGCAGGACGGGAGAACAUAAUCUUGAUAAAAUUCAAGUCCCACCUCAGCAGGACCAAGGCCCUCGAGAGGGGCCACUCGAUCUGGGCCUGGAAGGGAAAGAGGGAGGCGGAUAGGCACGCCUGCGCCGCCUCCUCGGCGCCCUCCCCGGGCUCCUCCGUGCCCGCCGCGUCCUCGGCGAUGGCCCCGGGGUCCUCGACCGCGUCCACGGGCUGGUCGCCGGGGCUCGCCAGGACGAGGCUCCUGGGCGCCAGCACGCCGAGGCUCGACCCCGGGCCCUGGGGAGAGCUCACACCGCCGAGUCAGGUCCGCGCAGGGGCGCCUGGCACGCGCACCUCCAGCACGUCGCAGGUCCUCGCCGAGGGUCCACUGGCACCCUUGGAGCUGCCUUGGCUCUCGCUGUCCUUGCCGGUGCCAGCCAGGUCGGAGGGAGGACAGCGGAGACAGUCUGGCACCAUCCUGUUUUUCGCGGGGCGGUGUUUCAUCCGUGAAGCGCCCGGCAUGUUCCACAGCACGCUUGUGGUGUCGCUCGCCUUCCAGCUUGGCGCCAGCGGGGACGUAGUGCGGCGCAAGAAGGUGCUGAGCUUCCGGUCCGACGACACCCUGCAGCGCGUGUACGAGACCAUCUCGGGCAUGCACGGCGGCCCGCCGCUGUGGCCCAAGGACUACGCUCAGCGGGUGAUGGAGGGGGCCGCUGCAUGCUUGCGCAUCAACGCCAGCACGGAAGGCGCGCCCGACAAGUGGCAGCACUGCCUGCCGUCCAGCCGGCUGUGCAGCUUCGAGCGGGAGCUGGGCCAGGGAAACACGGUCCAGCUGCUGCUUCAGCUGACACCCUCCGACGAGUUUCACGACGAGGACGUGCAGUACCAUUUGGCCACCCAAGGCAGCGGGCCCGUCAUCAAGGUGAAGGGAACUUUCCUGGACGUGGAGGACAGGAACGAGGAGGACCGGGCGGCCCUGAGCCCGCGCGCCCUGUCCGACCCGGGCUCGCAGUCGAGCUUUCUGUCCGAGGCGGUGAACGCGGGCGUCGAGGAAGUGAGGAUGCGCAACCUGCGGCACGAGGCCUACAUCCGGCAGAGGCUCAUGCCCCGGAUCUCGGACCGCUCGAUGCGAGGAGGUGGUGCGUGGCGCUCGCUGGCACGCCGAAGCACAGGUUCUGCGGCUGCGACGGCAGCAAGCUCGUGCGUGAAGAUCAGGACCUCGGUGGUUUCUUGGCCCUGGGCAGGGCCAGGGGCAACUGCGACCCUGGGGCCACGAGGGCCCUUUUCCCCGGCCCCGGAUGGAUUUGGCCGACCCCCCGCGUCGAUGCUGGGUUCGUCUGGAUGGUCCACCCCCCUCUGGCACCCUUGA